This is a messenger RNA of Aspergillus saccharolyticus JOP 1030-1, 414 nucleotides long. RefSeq lists its product as uncharacterized. The transcript has a single exon. NCBI's taxonomy places the organism in Eukaryota, Fungi, Ascomycota, Eurotiomycetes, Eurotiales, Aspergillaceae. Bases 113 to 373 code for a protein of 86 amino acids. The record is from RefSeq and is a predicted model, not a curated record.
CCCCAACUCAUCGUAUUAUGUCGUAUCUCAUUCAUUACUUAUCAUCCUCAUUAUUGUAACUAAAAUCCAUCGAGACAAUACCAUUGGCAUUCCCCCGGUGGCGUUGCUCGGGAUGCGUCAAAGGACGGCUUUUCCUCUCCUGAUUCAACCCAAUCAACGCUUCUCCUCGCCGGCAGAAGGUGUUACAUGUGGAACAAUACGCCCCCCUGGAUCUGCUGCCUCUUGCUCGCCUUACAACGGGCUGGUGAUUACGCUCUCUUCUGUUGCUGCUGCUCCUGCUGCUGCUGUAUCAUCAUCACCACCACCACCAUCAUCAUCAUCAUUAUCAUCAUCAUUGCCGCCCGUCACCUGUUUCCAGCUGUCCCAAUGCUAGUCUAUCGGCAACGAAUCUCCUACUAAAUUAAACACAGACCC